CAGCAGAGGCAACACCAGAUGUUCAAGAAAUGUUUUCGACAUAACAUCAGAGCAUUUCUUUAGCAAUUGUUUACCACCCCCAUGGCUAAUGCUUUGAGUUGGCUGAUCUUAUUCUGUAGCCUUAGGAUCUUCCUGACAGGGACCUCUUCCCUCUUACCAGAGAGCAAUGUAGACUGCCAGACCCAGUGUCUCAUAGACUGCAGGCAGGGACAUUACUACACAGCUGGCAACUGCUUGGAAUGUCCAGCGGGCUUCUAUUGCCCUGGGGGUCAAAAAGCUCCAAGGAAAUGCCCACUGGGAACAGCCAAUGAACUUACAGCUCAAGUGGACAUCACAGCCUGCCAGGUCUGUCCCAAAGGCUAUCUCAGCCUAGAGAGUGGAGCUGGAUGUCGUGCAUGCCCGGAUGGCUAUUCCUGUGAUCCACGUAAUGGUGUGCAGAGGAGCUGUAAUCCUGGCCAGUAUUCUCCAGAGGGAGAGUUGGAGUGCCUGGAAUGCCCAGAGAGCCAUGUCUGCCCAGAUGGACGGAGCAGGCAGCACUGUUUGGCUGGGCAGGAGCCGGAUCCAAGCCGCACUCGUUGCGUUACCUAUGCCCGUGGUUCUGUCUCAGCUGAAGGCACACUGAUAUGCCAGCCCUGUCCAGCAGGUCACUUCUGUGCUGACAGCCUUACAGGCACUCCUCCAUGCCCAGCAGGGAGCUUCAAGCCCAAAGAGGGGAUUCUCAUGCCCAGCAGCAGCUCUUCGUUCUUACCCGGAAAUGGAUUGUGUUUGAAGUGCCCUGCUGGGUAUUUCUGUCCUGCUGGAGCAAGUCACCCAGCACCAUGCCAACCAGGUACAUACAAUCCUCUCCAAGGACAGGAUGAAGCCACUGACUGCAGAGCCUGCCCAGCAGGAAGAGCUUGCACCCAGGCUGGAUUAGCCCAGCCUGACUCUGAGUGCUUACCAGGGUACGUGUGCCCAGUGGGCUCAUCCAGCCCUCAUUUUCCCAGCAAUGCCUGUCCUCCAGGAACAGUUGGCAGUGGCUUUGACCUCUUUGAUAAGUCCCAGUGUGAGACGUGUCCUGCUGGAUAUUUCUGUGUUAGAGGAACAGGGGGAAAACAGAAGCCUCCUGCUCCAUGUCCAGUUGGUCACUACUGCCCACCAGGCACAAAGCAUGCGGUGCAGCAUAAGUGCGCCCCGGGCACCUGGAGCAAUAGGACACGGCUGAAAUCAGCAGAGGAGUGCUUGCUGUGCCCUGCAGGCUGGUUUUGUGUGGGAGGAUCUCAUGUCCCUUCUGGUGUGUGCAGCUCAGGGCACUACUGCCCUCAAGGUACGUGGAGAGGCACACAGCACCCCUGCCCUGCAGGAACGUAUGGCACCAGGCUGGGGAACAGCAGAGUGGAAGACUGCACUGCCUGCCCUGCUGGAGCGUUCUGCCCCAGCGGGACAUCCAAGCCAGUUCUUUGCCCAAUAGGAACUUACCGUGUGGAACAUGGUGCAAGAGUGGCUGCAGACUGCAUCCCUUGCCCUGGAGGGUACCACUGCCCCGACCUUGGCACGGUUACACCUCAAACAUGUGGUGCUGGCAAGUUCUCUGACCGAGGUUCUGCCUCCUGCUUGCUGUGCUCUGUUGGACAUUACUGUGCUAGUGAGCACACCAGCCGGGAGGUGAUGCUGCUGGCCAUGGUUUGCCCAGCGGGUCUCCGGUGCCCAGAAGGACAGGCAGUUGCUCCAGAGGCCAAUGCAAACUCCUGCCCGAGGGGCUUCUACUGUCCCCAGGGAGAUACUGGCUCAGAUGCGAAGCCUUGCCCCAAUGGGACCUAUGGUAAACAGAAAGGACUCAGCAGUGCUGAGGAAUGCUCCCUGUGCCCUGCAGGGAAGUACUGCUACAGAGCUGGGACUGAGCCUUCAGGAAUUCCCCACCCUACUGGAGAUUGUCCACUUGGCUACAACUGCCCUCCAGGAACUGGGUUCCCUUUCUCCUUCCCCUGUAGCCCUGGGUUCUUCUGGGAUAAUUCCAGUGCAGAGGAUGAAGACAGGUGCAAACCGUGUCCAGCUGGGAACUACUGUGACUCUCCUGCCUUGACAGAACCCAAAGCUUGCCCAGUGGGCUUCUACUGUGGUGAAGGCAGCUCUAAACCUGAGCCCUGCCCAGAGGGAACCUACAGUAACAAAAAGGGACUGUCUGGACUGUCAGAGUGCAGCCCAUGUGGCCAUGGUUUCUACUGUGCUGCUCCAGGGCAGACUGGGCCAAGUGGUCCCUGCAAGGCUGGGUUCUACUGCCGGGGCAGGGCCCUUACUGCAUUGCCUACAGAUGGUGUGACAGGAGAUGUGUGUCCUGCAGGGGCAUACUGCCCACCUGGGUCCCCCUUACCCAUCCCCUGCCCUCCAGGAACCUACAGCAAUGUGAGUGGGCUGAGAAGCCUUGGUCAGUGCUUGGACUGCCCACCUGGCCUCUAUUGUGAUGGGACAAAUACCCGAGCUCCAUCAGGACCAUGUGAGCCUGGUUACUACUGUACAGGAGGUGCCAAAAGUGCUCUUCAGCAUGUGGUCAUGGAAGGGCAUUAUUCCUCUGCAGGAGCUUUCAAGCCAGAGCCGUGUCCUCCUGGCAGCUUCCAGCCUGACCGUGGUCAGUCUCAUUGCAGGGACUGUCCAGAGGGAACAUUCUGCAAUGACACAGGCCUGGCUGAAGCCCUGUCUUGUCCAAAAGGGCAUUUUUGCUUGGCUGGAAGUUCCCUGCCUCUCCCUUGUCCAGUGGGUAUGUAUACAGAUGUGCCUGGGGCAGGUUCAUGCAAGCCCUGCCCAGCAGGCAUGUAUUGCAGCAUGGCAGGUCUGGCUGAGCCAGAAGGGCCUUGCCAGCCUGGAUAUUACUGCAGUCAAGGGUCCAGCAGCUCCUCACCUGUGGGCCUUUCAUUUGGAGAUCUUUGUCAACCCGGAUAUUACUGCCCUGCUGGCGCGACGCACCCAAAAGAGAUGGCAUGUCCUGCUGGCACCUGGAACGGCCAGAGGGGAGCCCAGGAUGCCACUUGGUGUCUUCCUUGUUCCCCUGGGUUCUUCUGCAGUACGUCUGGCCAGGAUGCUCCCAUAGGACCUUGUGCACAAGGCUACUACUGCACAGGAGGGGCAAAGACUGCAAAGCCAGAGGAUGGCAUCACUGGAGAUAUCUGUCCUCGAGGACAUUUCUGCCCUGAAGGCUCAGCAGCACCUUCUCCCUGCCCCAGUGGUGAAUACAGCAAUGCAACAGGUCAAGAUAAGUGUUUUCCAUGUCCUGCUGGGUUCCACUGUCCUAAAGGACUGCGACGCCGCUGCCCUCCUGGCUUCUAUUGCCCUCAGAGAACAGGAAUCAGUUUUAAUCCUUGUCCCCCUGGGACUUUCAACCCCUCUUAUGGACUCAGCCAGGCUGAGAGGUGCCAGAAGUGCCCUGCAGGAAUGUUCUGUGGAGACUGGGGACUCUCCUCUCCAAGUGGUCCCUGCUGGCCAGGGUUCUUCUGCACAGCAGGAGCAAGUGUCCCAAACCCCGACGGAGCCACGAACACCAGCACUGGUGGCCCAUGCCCACCAGGACACUUCUGCCCAGCUGGCACAAGUAUCCCACAGCAGUGCCCUGUGGGCACUUACUCAGACAGGCUGUACAUGUGGCAGGAAUCCAGCUGCAUGGCAUGCCCAUCUGGCCAUUACUGCAGCUCUGCUGCCCUCACAGCACCCUCAGGGCGCUGCUCAGCUGGGUACUACUGCCUCACUGGAGCAUCCUCCCCAUCACCACCUGGUGUGUGGGAGAUGGGAGGCCCCUGUCCUGUGAGCCAUUUCUGCCCAGAAGGAGCCAGCUUUCCCUUAGCCUGCCUUGCAGGGACUUACAACAACCUCACCAGACAAGCUGCGUGCUUCCCUUGUGCUGCGGGAUACUACUGCCCAGAAAAUACUACCAGCUACAGUGUGAAUCCUUGCCCAGCUGGCUUUUACUGCCCUAAAGGAACCAGGUUUGCCACUGAGUUUCCCUGUCCCCGGGGCUACUUUAACCCUGAUCCCAUGACGCAGAGCUUGGACAGCUGCUUGCCCUGCCCACCUGGGCACUACUGUGGGAAGGAGAACUUGACAGCUCCAUCAGGCAAGUGUGAUGCAGGUUGGUUUUGCAUCUCUGCUGCUUGGACCUCGCAGCCUUUUGACCUGGAUAACUACACCAGUGCCAACUGCCUCUGCCCAGCUACUGCUACUGGAGGGAAGUGCAUAGCUGGUUUCUACUGCCCCAGAGGAAGCCCAGAGCCUCUUCCCUGCCGUCCUGGCUUUUACUGCAAUGCCUCAGGUCUGUCUGUGCCUAGUGGGGAAUGUACUGCUGGGUUUUACUGUAAAGGUGGAGCAGUCCUCCCGAAUCCAACAGAUGAUGUGACUGGGAAUAUCUGCCCUGCGGGGACUUACUGCACUGCAGGGUCAGCAGAACCCAAGCUGUGCCCAGCUGGCACCUUCUCCAGCUUGCCAGGGAGGAGAAUGCUUUCCGAGUGCCAACCUUGUCCCUCUGGCUUCUACUGCAGGGGUCCUGGUCUCAGUGCCCCCACUGGAGAGUGCUGGGAAGGCUAUUACUGCGACAACCAGCAAGGGCCAGUUAAUGAUUUUACCCUUUACCCCUGCCCACAAGGCUUUUACUGCCCACCAGGGACAAACAGGAGCACUCAGUACAGCUGCCCAGCAGGAACGUUUGGCCCAAGGCAAAAACUGAAAGCUGUCGAAGAAUGUCAAAGCUGCCCACCAGGAAAAUACUGUGAAUUCUCUGGACUUGCUGCCCCCACAGGAGACUGUGCUGAGGGAUUUUGGUGCAGAAUUGGUGCCCGGGUAAGAAAUCCUCAAGAUGGAGAAUCAGGAUUUCCUUGUCCUCCUGGUCAUUAUUGUCCAGAAGGUGCACCACAUCCUUUAAAGUGCCCUCCUGGCACCUGGUCUGACAGUGAAGGCAGGAGGAGUUUGCAGGACUGCCAGCCUUGUCCUGGUGGGCACUAUUGCAACAGCUCUGGACAGGCGGCCCCCACAGGACCCUGCAGCCCAGGGUAUUACUGUGUCAGUAGGGCACAGACCCCAACACCCACUGAUGGACUCUCAGGAGCUCCCUGUCUGCUCGGUCACUUUUGUCCUCUUGGAUCCAGAAGUCCAGAACCAUGUCCUGCUGGCUCCUACAUGCCACACACCCAUGGAGAGAAGUGCCAUGCUUGCCCAGAGGGUGAAUACUGUGUCCCUGGUGAGAAACCAGAGCCGUGUCCCCAAGGGUAUUUCUGUCCCCAGGGCACAGCUCUUCCAAUGGCUUGUCCAGCAGGCUUGUAUAACCCCUUGCAAAGGCAAGCCAGCUGCCUCCCCUGUCCCCAAGGGUUCUUCUGUCCCAAAAAUUCCUCUUCAUUUUUGGAGAAUGAAUGUUCAGCUGGCCACUACUGCCCUACCAGCACUGCUUCUGCCACUCAGUUUCCAUGUCCUGAGGGGACCUACAACCCACAAAAUGGGAGCAGCCUGGUGUCUCACUGUAUCCCCUGUGAGCGAGGGCACUACUGUGCACUCGCAGGGCAGGCACGUGUUACAGGGCCCUGUCUGGCUGGAUUCUACUGCAGUGGAGGCUCUUCUAGUCCAAUGCCCACAGAUGGUCUCCUGGGGGAUGUGUGCCCAAAGGGAACAUACUGCCCUAUGGGCACUGCCUUCCCGCAGCCAUGCCCUCCUGGUUAUUAUAGCAACUCAACAGGGAAUACUGGCAUUGAGGACUGCCUUCUGUGUGAUGCAGGGUAUUUCUGCAGUGGGACUGGGCUUUUAUCUCCAACUGGAUUGUGUGAAGGUGGAUUCUACUGCAGUGGAGGAGCCAUUUCUCCUCAACCUCCCAGGGUAACAGUGAGUGGAGGACCGUGCCCACCUGGACAUUACUGUGUAGCGGGGAGCAGCAGAGCCCAGCCUUGUCCUGCAGGGAGUUACAGCCCAUCCUGGAGUAUGGUGCAGUGUUUGGAGUGCCCAGAAGGUUUUUACUGUGAGACUGCUUCCACAAACUACACAGAUUGCCCUGCAGGUCACUACUGCCCCAGGAAUACCAAAUUUGCCACUCAGUAUCCUUGUCCUCCUGGAACGUACAGUGAUGCUUUAAAUAUCUGGGAUGCUUCCAAGUGCCAGCUGUGUCCUCCUGGAAGGGUCUGUUCCAAGCCAGGCCUAGCAAGACCAGAUGGACUGUGCAUGCCUGGAUGGUUUUGUCCACCUGGAUCCAUGUCAAGCAAGCCAAUGUUUCCUGGAAAUCACUCAGUGGGCAUGGCAGCUCCAGCGUCUGGAUCUUCUGGGCAGUGCCAAGCAGGAGCCUUUUGUCCUGUUGGUUCAUUUCUUCCUAUUCCCUGCACUCCAGGUAUGUACUGUGCAACUGCAGAGCUUUCAGCUCCAUCAGGUCCCUGUGAUGCUGGCUUCUACUGCACAGGAGGCUCCGUGCUGCCAAACCCCAUGGAUGGAGCAGUGGGGAACAUUUGUCCUCGAGGCCACUUCUGUCCUGCAGGGAGUUCUUCUCCAUCUCCCUGUCCCCGAGGCUCCUUUCUGGCUCAUCGUGGUGGCCAGUCAGCACAGGACUGCCAGGCCUGCUUCCCAGGGUGGUUCUGUUCUGAGUAUGGUCAGAGCUCCCCAGAAGGUCUGUGUAAGGAGGGCUGGUUCUGCCCGGAGGGUUCUGCAUCUGGGCAGCAUUCAGAUUAUUUAUGCCCCGUGGGUCACUAUUGCCCCACUGGCAGCCCUGAGCCCAUACCCUGCCCUUCUGGAAAAUACCAGGACCAGGCUGGUAAAAGCCAGUGUGAAACGUGCCCAGCAGGAAUGUUCUGUGCCCUAGAAGACCAUCCAUCCGGUCUGCAUAACAACUCACACGGAGUGAGCAAACCCAUGGUCUGUCCAGCAGGAUAUUACUGCCUCCCGGGCACAAAAGCUGGCAAUGAGUACCCGUGCCCAGUGGGGACUUACAGUAACAAAACUGGACUGAGAAACCCUAGAGAGUGCUUGCCUUGUCCUGGAGGCACAUUUUGUGCCAGUGCAGGACUCGUUUCCCCAAGUGGUCCUUGUUUGCCUGGGUAUUACUGCACUCUAAAGGCACAUGUUCCCAAUCCUGCCAACGAUGCCACUGGUGGCCUUUGCCCAGCAGGCCAUUAUUGCCCAGCAGGCAGCAGCGAGCCACAGCCGUGUCCCUCUGGCAUGUUUUUGCCUCAGUCUGGGAUGGCUUACCAUAAUGCCUGUCUGCCCUGCCCAGGAGGGAAGUUCUGCCAAGGAGAGGCCUUGAUGAGUGUUUCUGGCUUGUGUUCUGCUGGCUAUUUCUGUGAUGGUGAAUCCACACGGCCAGACCAUAAGCAGUGUCCCCCUGGUUUUUACUGUCCCAAAGGCUCUGAAUCCCCAGUUCCUUGCAGCCCUGGUCACUUCAACUCCGAGAGAGGAAAGUGGCAGCCAGCAGACUGUCAGCUCUGCCCAGCUGGAUAUUUCUGCAAUGGUUCUGGAGCACGCACUCCUGAGCUGUGCCCUGCUGGGUACUUCUGUCUGCCAGGUACCAACUUCAGUACAGAGCAUCCAUGUCCAAAGGGUACCUUUGGCCCCAGGACUGGUGCCACCAGCGACUCUGACUGUGAGCCCUGCCCAGCAGGCAUGUAUUGCUCAGCACCAGGUCUUUCACAGCCCUCUGGAUUUUGCUAUUCAGGUUAUCAUUGUGCCAAGGGAGCCAUCAGCCCAACCCCUUUCAAACACAGGGUGGAAUUUGCUGGCCCAGUGUUGCCUGGUAAUGAUAUCUGUCCUGCAGGGCAUUUCUGCCCCAAUGGAACCGAGAAUCCCAUGCCCUGCCCUCCUGGGUCCUUCUCUGCUGCCAGGGGCCUGCAGGCAGAAGAGCAGUGCCAGCCCUGCCCCGCUGGCCGAUAUUGCAGCAGGGCAGGAUUGUUUGAUCUGGCUCAGACAUCGCUGUGUAAUGCAGGGUACGUUUGUCUGGAAGGAAGCUCUGCUCCCUGUCCUUCUGAUGGGGUUUAUGGAUACAGAUGUCCUAGUGGCUUCUACUGUCCUGCUGGCACUGGGCUAGAACUGCCCUGUGAGCCUGGCACCUUCAGCCCUAUGCCUGGGGCGAGUGCUUGCCUCCCUUGCCCAGCUGGAAUGGCCUGCAGCCAUGCAGCCACUGCAGAACCACUCAGCUGCCCCAGAGGUUACUAUUGUCCAGCUAGGACUGCUGCUCCCCUGCCGUGCCCCGAGGGGACGCUGAAUACCAUGGAGGGGGCAUUGGCCCCCACUGCUUGCAAGCUAUGUCCAGUGGGGAUGUACUGUAGAGGAGAUGCUAAUUGGGAACCUGAUGGUCUGUGUUCAGCUGGGUACUACUGUGAAGGAGGAGCCACUGAUGCAGUUCCACGUGGGACGCCGGCGUUCCCACUCAGUGGGCCCUGCCCACUUGGACAUUAUUGUCCAGAGGGCACUCCUUUUCCAGUUGCCUGCCCAGUUGGGACCCUGAACAACAGCACAGGUGGUACCUCCCCUGAGAGCUGUGUGCCGUGUUAUCCUGGGUCUUUCUGUGCUAGCGUUGGUUUGAGUUCCCCAACAGGGCCUUGUACUGAGGGAUUUUACUGCCCAGCAAACUUCAGCUCCAUCAGCCCCACAGCAUUUCUCUGCCCUAAGGGUCACUUCUGCCGGUCAGGAGCAGCCCACCCAACACCAUGCCCUGCUGGGGAAUACCAGCCAGCCAGGGGCUCUGCGUCCUGCAUUCCAUGCCAGAGGGGGUUCUACUGCCAGGAGCUGGUGGCUGGGGACCCCAGGAGCUGCCCACCACAUACGUACUGCCCUCCAGGCACACAGUUUCCUCAGGCAUGUCCUGAAGGCACCUUUACUCCUCCAAAUAUGACUGGCCUCUGGAAUGAGAAGCAAUGCCUGCCUUGCUUACCUGGUCACUACUGCAGGCGUGGACAGCUAGUGGGGAAAUGUGCUGCUGGAUACUUCUGCCUUGCUGGGAGCUCUCAGCCUACUCCACAGGGCCCUGGCUUUUCCUGGCGCUUUCUGUCUGGAUGUCAAUGGGGUCAGGCAUGUGCUGGGCUGUGUCCUGCAGGUUUCUACUGCCUGGAGGGUUCUGAGUUACCUAUACCGUGUCCUGCCAAUACUAUUAGGGAUGUUCCAGGGGCUGGGCAGAAGGAAGACUGCCUGCCCUGUCCACCAGGCCACUGGUGCAAAGCAGGGGACUCAGAGGCCUCUCCAUGCCCCUCAGGACACUAUUGCUAUGGAAGUAAUGGCAGUGACCAAGACAGCCUGUUGGCACCACAGAAAUGCCCUCCGUAUACUUACCGCAAGCUCCCAGGAGCUCAGAGCCUGACAGAUUGCCAGCCAUGUCCUCCAGGCUAUCACUGCCCUCUAUCAGGUCUAACCAGUUUUGAGGAUUACCCAUGCCCACUGGGAUACUGGUGUCCUGGUAAAGGGGAUGCUUUCUUUUGUCCACCUGGCACUUCCAGGGUACAGCCUGGUGCAAAAUCAUUGGAAGAGUGUGAUCCCUGCUCAGCUGGCUUCUACUGCCCAGACCCAGCACAGACAGGGCUACCUAACACCCAAGGAUUACCUUGUGAACCUGGCUAUGAGUGCCCAGCAGGUUCAGUCCAUCCAAAGCCUUGCAGGCCAGGCUCAUACUGCAGUGCUCGCACAGCCGUGCCCUCCAUGUGCCCUGCUGGCUAUUACUGUCCCGAAGGCUCAUCAACAUACAAUAGCCCUGAGCAGCUAUGUGUGUUUCCCUAUUACUGUCCCCUGGGCACUGCCCGCCCUCUGCCCUGUGAAGGAGGAUACAUGGCCAUCAGCUCGCCUGGGCCAAGGGAUUCCUUUGAGAAGUUCUGCAGAAUCUGUGAUGCAGGCAGCUAUCGUAAUGACUCUUCCAUCUCUGCUCCCUGUCAGCCCUGCCCGGCAGGCUUCAUCUGCCCACAAGCCCCACCACCUUCUGUAGGCAGUGAGACUUACCACAAGAAGCCUUGUCCCAUUGGCUAUUACUGCCCUCCCCUGGCAUCUGCCCCUCUUCCCUGUCCCCCGGGGACCCGUGGGAGCAACAACUUGGCCAAGGAUAUAGAAGAUUGUCAGGCCUGUCCUGCUGGCACAUUCAAUCACCUUCCUGCUCAGGCUGCCUGUUUUCCCUGUGGCAGCUCCUCUUCAUCGCAGCCGGGUGCUACCAGCUGUACCUGCCAUGGGCUGAACCGGGCUUUCCAGCACUCAGAUGCCUCCUGUGUCUGCCAGGCAGGUUAUGUUUACUAUGAUGAGCGAAGCAAGGAAAACUCUGACAGCAACAGUGACCAGGACUGCCGACCUCAGGUGGAUGAGCUUUGUGCUCCUGGAGAGGUCCGUUUAGCAUCUACCCGCCGGUGUGUUUUUCCUGAGCAAUACGACUGCUCCCCAUCUUGUGGGCCUGCAGGCGGAGAGGUUAAUGCAGAGCUGGGCAUAUGUCACUGCAAGCAGUACAUCUCUGCUGAGGAGCUCUGUGACCAAAUGUGUUUGCUGAAAGCCCCACGGAUCUCCUUGGGGUUUGGCAUCAAGAGAGAGCUGCUUCUGAAGAUGGAUGAAGGAGUCAGGGAAGUGACAAAUGUUUUGGGCCCAGAUGAACACGUGCAGAAGAGCCAGAGGGUGCAUUUGGUUCUGUUUAAUCCCAGUGGAGUGCUGGGCUUCAUUGUCUCCAGCACGGAUGUCUUGGAUGCAUUUCUCUCAGGAGAUUUUUCAUCAGAUCAGUUGGUGCAGAAAGGUCAUCGAGUCCAGAGGGCUUUCUUCAAAGGUAUCCAUGCCUUGCCCCUUGUCCCUAACCCAGUGGUAUGUUUGGAAGCAGGAGACACAAUCCUUUUCCAGCUUAGCAUCAAUUCUCACAAUCGUGCAUCCAGCCACUACCCUGUUUAUCAGAAGCAGCAUCUUUAUAACAGCAACCCUAGCUGGGAUUAUGGACCCUUCCGAAGGCUGGACCACCUCAUCCAGGAGACUCACCUCAACAUCUCCUGGUUUGCCCAUGUUUUCCUGGAGUCUGGGACGUAUGUAUUCAGGGAUAGGACCAUUGAGGAGCACUUUCUGAUUGUGACUGUGAAUGAAGCAAGCGUGGGCUGUGACCCCAGAGACGUGUCCUUCCAGCCCUCUUCUCUGUUCCAGCUGGCCAGACAUGGGAUUUUGAAGCAACAGGAGUUGAACUUAGCUCCUGACUGGGCUUCCAUCAUAGCGGUGCUCUUCAUUCUGGGCUUCCUAAUUGUGAUGCUGACAACCCUGGCUAUUGUGCUGCAGCCCACUGUCCCCAUCCUUAGUCCCCUGAGGAGCUGGAAGCCUCGAUGGAGAAGCCUAGGUGAGCCACACAUCCCACCAGAGUGCAUCCUUCUAAAAGAAAGCCUUCUGUACUAUCAGAUGCUUGGUCCUCGUGGUUCUGGAGGAGAUGCUGCCUUUGGAGAAAAAGGAGCUGUGCAUAAUGAAGGAGGGUGUUGUGCAGUGAGAGACCUGGAGGAUUUCAGUGUUCGCACUCUGUACGAUAAGUUGGAAGAUCAGAAUUUGCACCUGGCGUCUCAGCUGGCAAAGCACAGGAGGGAUGUGUUGGUGUUUUACAAUGGAAUCAGCCAGCAGAUUCAAGGUCUCAUGGACACGGUGCAAGCACUGGAUGCUAAGGGCCUGAAAAUCUUUGCCAGGAAAAAGAUUUGUGGGCAUGGAUCUGCAGGCAGCAGCCGGGCAGCAGUGGGCAUUGAACAGCGUGAGGAACACUGCAGCAGCAGCUUCCAUGCAGCAGGGCAGGCAGGUGCACUGUGGCAAGAGGCAAUGGAGUUGAUGAAAGCUCUGGAGAUCCUGCUUGGGAGAGCUCAGCAUAAGAACAUGAAACAAGAGGUGGAGCAGCAGGUCCAUGGACAGGACAUGGUGGCAGUUUUACCCUCACUGCACAGUGAAGGCAAAGCAAAAGUAGUGGAAGGGCAGGAUUAUAAGCAGCCUGAGCAAGAAGAGCUCUUCAGGAAGAAAGGUGAUGCCUUCAGCUUCCCUGUGCAUGAAAAACCUGAGAAAUGCUUAAGAGGCACUUCCUCAGAGGAUAUGAGUACCACCCUCAUCCCUGUGGAUCCAGCCAGUUUGUCACCUCACCAGUUUGUGGUGUACCACUUUGGCUGUGCAGUGGUGCACCUGUUAACCAGGGCCUUCUCACACCCUGCUUUGGUGCUUAUGGUGGCUCAGUCCAUUCCUGCCCAAAGUCCAGAUCAAGUUCUUCUCCCAGGCUUUGGAGACUCCUACUAUGAUGCCAUUAAUAAGAGCCUGUAUGUGCAUGCAGCAAGGCUGGAGGAUGCUGGGGAGUUUAUUGCUGUCCUGCUGACCACUGUGGCAUGGAUAACAGCAGGUUGUCCCUCAACUGGUGCUGUUCCAUCCUGCUUUAUGAUGGAGCUCAACAGAGCUAUUGUGGCUCUCACCAAUGCCUUUUUCCAGGUUUCAUGGGGGAUAGCAGACAAGGACCCCUCAGGCUCAUCUGAUUGCUUUGACAUUCAGACGGUGCUCAGAGAACUUCGGAGCAUCAGAGUAGCACCACAUCCCUGUGUCAAGGGAAAAGCCCUGGGUGAAAGGGUGUCUAGAUUGCAAAAGUAUCAGCGCCUUCGUCUGCAAGAGGGGACCUUGGACAGGAUGGGGAAUUCACAGAGAAAUGACUACAACAGGAAUUCAGACUCCCCUGCUGUUAAGCUGAAGGUUACACAACUGGAGGAGAGGCUGGAUAAACUAAAUGAGGCGUUUGUUGAACUGGCAGCACAGGCCAUGAGUCUGCAAGAAGAUGGGGAUCUGUUGGAGAAGGAGCUGAGAACACAGGAGGAGUCACUUUUGACUUCAAGCAACAAAGAAGUGUGGGGAGCUCAGCGGUAUUCGGAACUGUUAGGUUCUUGGGCCACGAAGAGGGAUGAAGCCUUGCUGCUGGAAAUAGAGAGGAACUGCAUUGCUCAGAGGAUUGAAGAGAUAGAAGAGCAACUAUUGCAUCUUCAAAGUAAAGCAGCCAGCAGUUCACUUCCUUCAGGAACCUAACUUAAAAGGCAAUGGCUACAGCAUAGAUGUGUAUGUAGUUAGAGAUGCACAUGAUCAAUUAUGUUGUGGAUAAUUCAUAUUUGUUGGGUUUUUUCAGUUGGUUGAAGUACAUGCGUGCUCAGCAUCAAUAAUGCGUAGGCCUGAGAGAUAAGCUGAGGUUCUUAACAUUCUUCACUAAUUUUAGAGUUUCUGUUGGUAAGUCAGUAAAGCAGAAAUGAUGUGAGGCCACUAAUGGCCCCCACUUAACAAUGUGUUCUGUAUAGUCUCUUUGACAUCUGAUAUCAGGGGUAUUUGUGAGGAUCUUUUAGGUACAGUUUAGAGCCUUACUUCUAAGCCUUGCCCAGCAGCUCCACAUUGCCCAUGCAUGUUUUCAGUGUCAUCUUACUGACCUCAAUAAGGUUUGCUGGCAGAGACCUCAUGAGUCUUCAGAGGUGUGAUCUGGGGGCAGAGUGCACUUAAAUUAUUUCCUGUUGUGAUGACUGUAGCAACUGUUGUAUCUUCUGGUGUCCAAUGCUCUGAGAGCCUUAAAUGGAAUAUACCCUUUCUGUCAUUGCUGUUUUCAUGCUGAGAGGGUCUGGCUCUGAAGUGGGCUUUGCUUCAGAGGAAUGAGAGUGGAAUCAGCUCCUGCUCCAUCUCUUUCUGAGCAGCAUUCCUUAGCUCCAGGUGAAGUAGAACAACAUAAAAUUGCUUGACUGUGAGCCAGUACAGUGCCUGGGCAAACCACGCAGGUAGGCUUCAGCCAGCUGUUUCCAACAACAAAGCCAGUUCUCUUUUCAUUUUGCAGUACUUACUGAAUUGCCUAUGCGUGAAGUUUGUGAACCUGCUCCUUCCUGGUUCCUAAACACUAAUCUGUCCUUACUCCAUUCUGCCUUAGCAGAGCAUAUUAAUCACAGGGUGGGACUUCACUGCCAAGGAGUCCAGACUGAAGCCCUCGACUCUGGUCCCAUUUACUGGUGUCUCUGGUGGAUCCAGAGGGACCUGCGUGUUCUUUUGCCCUCAUCUUCUCAGUUUAGUGAUUCCAUGUUUUCUGAGCUUGCUCCCAGAAGCAAAAGGUUUGUGUUGGUUCCUUUGCAACCCCACCUUGGGAAAAUUCAGUUAUUUGCUGACACUUUGAAGGGACUUUCAGAAAAUGAGAUGAUUUAUGGAAGCCAAAUAUACCUAUUGGCAAACAAUGCGAAACAGUGGGAUUUUCUUUCCUAGGUUAUAGCAGUGAAAAGGCUGCUAUUGCUCUCCUCAUUGCUUUCUUCUUUUAGGUUAUCAGCAGAUAGUUUUAAAACAGUACUGCAUGGAGGUAAGUAUCUCCAGACACUGCUGUCUCUGUAAUAUCCUCAGGAACACACCUAGAUGGGUGGUAAAGUUACCUCUGUGUGCUCUGUGUUAUAUUUUUAUAAGGCAGACUAGGAAGCAUUAGCAAAUAAAAUAGGUCAAUUUUUCAUUGCAGCAGUUUUCUAAUGGAAAUCAUUUUCUGCUUUGGAUCAAAACAAAUAUACGUGUGUAGAAUUCUGCUGGAAGUUUUCUCUUUUUCCCACCGUGGUUUUCUUAACAAGUACACUUCAGCUACAAGUAAACUGCUUUGGGCUUCAGAAUGUGUUGGUUUUUUCCCCCACGAAAUGGAAGAAUGAAAAGUCCACUUGCACAUGAUGUUACCUUUCAUGUUCUGUUGGUAGUUACGAGGGGAAAGGAAGGAACAAAUGAAGUCGAACAAGGCUGAAUGCAAGGUGCUGCACUUGGGUCAAGUUAAUCCCAGGUAUGAGUACAGGAUGGGAGAACUCCUUGAGAGCAGCCCUGCAGAGAAGGAGCUUUGGGUCCUGAUGGAUAGAAGUGGGACAUGAGGCAGCAGUGUGUGCUUGCGGCCCAGCAGGGGUGCUCUUGCACCCACAGAGGGGUGGCACAGGGUUGUUCCCUUCUGCUCUGCCCUUGGAAAGCCCCAUCAGCAGUGCUGUGUCCAGGCCUGGGGCACCCAGUACAGGAGGGAUGUGGAGGUAUUGGAGAAGGUCCAGGGGAGGGCCAUGGAGAUUAUCCAAGUCUGGAGCAACUCCAGGGCUUGUUUAGCUUGGAGAAGAGAAGGCUCUAGGGAGACCUCAUUGCAAUCUUUCACAAGGUGAAGGGAGCUUAUAAGCAGGAGAGGGGCCGAUUUUUUACACAGUCUGACAGUGAUAGAACAAGGCAGAAUGGCUUUAAAGGAAGAGAGGGGAGAUUUAGAUUAGGCGUUAGGAAGAAAUCCUUUCCUUGGGGGGUGCUGAGGCAUUGCUGCCCAGGGAGAUGUGGGUGCCCCAUCCCUGGAGGCACUCUGGUGGGAUGGGGCCCUGGGCAGCCUGAGCUGGUGAAAGCAACCAGCCCAUGGCCGGGCGUUGGAACUGGAUGGUCUUUAAGGUCCCCUCCAACCUAAGCCAUUCUGUGAUUCAAUGAAAUACAAAGAGGAGUGGUGCGACCAUGUAUUUCAGUCUUUCUUUGAAGUAUUUACUGCCAAUAGCUCUUUUUCCAGCCCUCUCUGAAAUCUGGAAGUCGAGCAUUUUCUGGAGUAGCUGUGAAGUCCCCUCAGGUCUGGAAGGCUGCUGUUUUCCUGAGACUGCUGAUAAGACUGACUGAGUCCAGGGUCACUUACCUUGGAAGAAAAGGACCUGAAGGUCCCCAUGUGGCUGUGCUUUUGUGCCACUGCUGAAGGACCGUUGUCUCUCCAAAGCUCCUGGGCUGAUAUGUGAGCUAAACUGAGAAUGUGGGAAGAUUCAGAAGCGUCACCAAAUGCAGCAGACAAGCAGCCUUGCUUUUGGAGGUUCCAUCUACAGAAGCAGAGAUUGACAUGGGCCAGCAGUGUUGUGGUGUUUGCUGGAAAAGAUCCCUUGCUUCAGAGGAGGUGCCACUGGGAAAGCCCAGCUGCGAAAGUAUCAGAAAUAAAGCCCACAUGAGAAGCCAGGCUGCAGUUCUGAACAAGUGGAUAUGUACACACCACUGAAUCCUAGGAGUGAAGGGUUCUUCCCUUGGCUUGGCAAGAUGUGACAUGCAUCCAGAGGGAUACACGCUUGUGUCUGUGCCAGAGAGCUGUAAUCAUCAUGUGAGUUCCCAGCGUGUCUCAACGCCCAGAGCAGAGCCCUGGUUUGAAGAUCAUCCUGAAGUGUAUUAUUCAGCUGCUGAAAUGAUGCUACAAAAUGAGUAUCAUUUUGUGUUAAAAUGCACGCAAAGCCAAAGGAAAGGAAGAAUGAUGUGCUACAUAGUAGGGAAAGAAGACCGAAAUACAGCAGCAAAACUGAUACAACUGAUCCAUCAGAGGAAGCUGGCACCACAUCACGAAGCUGUGUCAUCCCCAGGUUGGGUUGCAAGGUUCUGUCUUGCCCACUGAACUUGAUGAUCAUUGAAGGUCUUUCCAACCUGAGCAAUUCUGUGAUUGGACUUCAUGAAACUGAGACGUAGUCAGAAGACUUCAGCAUUCCGAGCCCAUGUUUUGGCUUUGAGACUGGAACAACAUGCAGGAAAAUCUGUCUGCUGCAGGAAACAUUCCUACCUGCGUUAAGAUCCUCAUUAUCAGUCUUAGCCUGUGCUCAGAGUUGUGCCGUGGAUUCCCAGGGUUGUGUUCAGGGCUGUGCUGCUGCGACGGCUGUGUGAAAUGGCUUAAGGGAAUGAAAGAAGCUACCUGACACAUCCCAGAAAGCACGUUUCUUUCUAAAUCAAAGUGAGCUUCCAGCAUUCACUGAGGAUGUGUGAAAUCCUUAUUUCUGCUACAGAAAUAGCUCCGUGCUUCUGUGUGCUGCACUGAGGAGUUCUUCCAAUAACAGUGGCCUUCUGGAAGCACCGUGCUGGAAUGCUGGAUUUCUGCUGUGUGAGUGUGACUGGGGAGUGUCCACCAACAGCAUCCCAUGUUCUUGAGUUGGAGGGCCCCAUCUCUAGUGCUGGAAGGAAGCUGUCUCUGUUUCCAAACCACCACAUGCAGCUUUGAGGAGGGUUUGCUUUUUCUCUCAGAGAAGUGAAGUACUUCUGAAGAGUUUCUCAGUAACCAGGAAAAGAUAUGCUUGUUCUUUUAGCUGAAAGAUGGUGACAGUUGUGCUACUGGAGGAGAGAGCUGGAAACACAUGGAUGAAAGGUACAGAACAAGGCCAAAAGCUGAGCAAGUUUGUUUUUCACAGUGGGAGGCACAGCAGAGCAAAACAGUGACUUCUGGAGUGCCUGGGGCUAGAGGAGAAGAGGAUGCUGUUUCUGCCUAGAGGAGAACCAAGGCACCCAAGCUAGACUGGGCUAAGAAAGGAGCAGAAGAGGGCCAAGGGUCAAUUAGUGGCUGCUGAGCAAAUCAUGGAGCUGCUGCAUCCUCGUAAUCCUGUAGACUUGGACCCUCUCUCCCACUCCUGGCAGUGUUCUCUGGAAUAGA
Messenger RNA from Gallus gallus (chicken), 17302 nucleotides. Its product is annotated as zonadhesin-like. The record is from RefSeq and is a predicted model, not a curated record. Lineage: Eukaryota; Metazoa; Chordata; Aves; Galliformes; Phasianidae. The coding region runs from base 82 to 12945 and encodes 4287 amino acids. The transcript is spliced from 94 exons.